AAAGGGAACUGCGGGGGCCACCUGGUGAACCUGCCAUCCCAGCCCCUGGCCGCUGUUCCUUGGAGGGGAUUGUGGAUGUUUGGCCUGGAGCACACAGCUCUCUGUGUGUCUUAGGGCUGGCAUUCUGGGGGUCACUGAAAAGGACAGACAAGAGGCUGCCGACCUGAGGACUGGGAACUUCAAGUGUGAAUCUGGGUGAUGCUUCAUUAAGGAGUCGCUGUCAGAGAGGAGGCCAGCAUCUAUCAGUAUGGUGGAUGUGCAGUGUCUGAGUGACUGUGAACUGCACAUGCAACUGGAGAAGCUUGGAUUUUCAGCGGGCCCAAUACUGCCUUCCACCAGAAAAGCGUAUGAGAAAAAGUUAGUGCAAUUGUUGGUCUCGCCUCCCUGUAAACAACUUGUCAUGAAGAAACCCAAAAACCUACACGGAUCUGACCACAGCGAUGGCAGUGAAGAUCCAGCGGUAAAUAUCGUUUUGAAAGGAAAUUUCAAUUUCUCGAAAGACAAAGGCAAGGAAUGCAAAAAUAGACGAGACGCUUCUAAUAAUAAAAGAAGAAUCCUAGACAUCUACUACCUGAGCCAGAAGCCCACAAAGGUGGUCAGGCAUGUUGCGAGACCAAACCCAAGGAUGGAGGAUGGCUGUGUCACCGAAGAGGACUGCUGCCAGGGGAACCCGAGCCUGGAGAGCAGCUUCCCAUGCCAGAACCCUGAGAAUAGCUUCCCAUGGGGCUUGAAGCUGGCCAUCUUUGGCAUUUUCAUCAUUGUGUUGUUUGUCUACAUAACUGUGGAAAAGAAGCCGCUCUUGCGUUAAACCCUUUAGGAGCAAAGCAGAAGGGCCUUAGCUACAGCCAGGCAGCCCCUCCCACUGCCCCAAAUGUCCCCGCUCCGGCCUCGCAUGCCCCCGCCCUAUACUGGCUCUCCUGAGCUGUGUCUGGGUUCAUCUAGGUGGAGGAGCAAGGGCAGAACCAGGCAGCAUGCUAGGUUCGCGACCACCUGUAAGUCAAGUAAGCCAUCAUUAAAGGUGCUAACACAUCAGAGCGCUCUUCUGUCAAGGAAACUGCCCGGGUCUGCUCCCUCCCUCCUUCCUCUGUUUUGUUCCUGCCCUUUUUUCCCCCAAAACAAAGAGGCUUCACAUUCUUAUACCAGUCCACUUGCUAGUGCAGAACGUGAAACAAAGAGAAAAUUAUAUUCUUAAUAAAAUGUGUGCAGCUAUCCAGACAGUGGUGACAUUUCCAGUUUGGCAUGGUGAUGACAGUGACCUUGAUAAAGCACAAAUCUGUUCCUCCUCUGCUGCAACCCCUCAGCCUCAGACGGGGC
Molecule: messenger RNA, 1314 nt
Organism: Microtus ochrogaster (prairie vole)
Lineage: Eukaryota; Metazoa; Chordata; Mammalia; Rodentia; Cricetidae
Gene: Lemd1
Product: LEM domain containing 1
Source: RefSeq, a predicted model, not a curated record